AUGUUUUUCACACUGAAUGAAAUAGUGCAGUGGAUUGGACUCACUGUUUUUGAAAUCUGGAUAAACUUAAUUACCAUAACUAUUUUUUCUGUUCUGUUGACAUUGAAAAUAGAUGGUCUUGUAAAUAGUGCAUGGUGGACAAUAUUUGCCCCAUUAUUUGUAAGUGAUGCAAUGAAUGCAUACUUCUGUUGUAUUGUGUGUAUAAGAAUGAAUUUAGAGAACUCUUACAAAGCAUCAUUAUACAGAGCUUCUUGGAGUGCAAUAUUCCUAGGUUUAACAUUUGUUUUUAAAUUCCUUUUGUGUAGAAAGCUCCAAGGUGAUUCUGCCAUUGAAUAUAGUGAAGUGUUUGCACCAUUAUUUAUACUGUUGCAAUUAAUAGCUGUAAGAGCUUGUCAACUACAUCAAUAAAUUUAUACUAAAUGUAAGGUAACUACUGUCAUAAAACUUUUGUAUAUUUAUUAAAACAGUGGUAUUAAUAUAAUCUUUAAUUUUAAAAAGUAUUCCAAGGAU
Molecule: messenger RNA, 510 nt
Organism: Achroia grisella
Lineage: Eukaryota; Metazoa; Arthropoda; Insecta; Lepidoptera; Pyralidae
Product: transmembrane protein 203
Exons: 1
Coding region: 1-408 (135 amino acids)
Biological process (GO): intracellular calcium ion homeostasis
Cellular component (GO): endoplasmic reticulum
Source: RefSeq, a predicted model, not a curated record